Molecule: messenger RNA, 866 nt
Organism: Triticum dicoccoides
Lineage: Eukaryota; Viridiplantae; Streptophyta; Magnoliopsida; Poales; Poaceae
Exons: 1
Coding region: 27-725 (232 amino acids)
Biological process (GO): shoot system development; root development
Source: RefSeq, a predicted model, not a curated record
UACAGAGAAAAGCUUCAAGCUCAGAUAUGGCUUUCCACCAAAGAUCGAUAAGUUUGCCAUCUAGGCCUCGCGUCAGUGAGACCGAUGUUGAGCAAGAGCUCCACAGCCUAGAAGCAAGCAUCUCUUCCUCCAACUCCAUCAGCAUGAUGUGCGAUGGUCUAAGGACUCUUGCAAACAUCUAUGAUGGUCUUGACGAGAUCAUUUGCCUACCAAGCCACCAAGUUUGCUCCUCCCAGCAGAGGAAGAUGUUGGAUGGAGAGAUGGAGUGCUCCGUUGAGCUGAUAGAUCUCUGCAACUACAUGCAAGAGACCUUCGCCGAGAUGUUGGCCAUCAUCCAAGAGCUGCAGGCGGCUCUAAGGAAAGGAGAUGAUGUAGCUGCUCAAGCCAAGAUCCAGUCCUUUACUCGCUUGGCGAAGAAGGCCAGGAAACAUUUCAAGACUGCCAAGAAGCCUGCAUCCGACAAGAUGGUCAUGCUAUUGACCAAGGCAAGAGAGAUCUGCAUCUCUCUGUUGGAGUCCACACUCCAUCUCUUGUCGAAGCAAAUUGAAAUGCCAAAGCAAUCACUUGUCUGCAAGGCAUUUUACAAGAAGAAGGCAGUUGUCUGCGAGGAGGAGCAAUUGCAGGAGUUAGAGUACAGCAUUGGAGAUCUUCAGAAUGGAACAGGAAAUCUGUUCAGGAAAUUAGUCCAGAACAGAGUUUCUAUUUUAAAUAUUCUUAGCUCAUAGAUACUCCACAUCACUCUACUCCCUGCGAUUGGCAUCCGCCUUUUUGAGGAUGAGCCGAUCUUGAGGCAGUUUUCCCAUAUGUAUACAGUACAAAUGUACAGAAAUUAUAGAAAAGAAGAGCAAAGUUUUGAUCCAUCUCAA